AUCGUGCUGCGCAUCGGUCUCCUCGGCAUCCUGAUCAACGUAGCGGGCUCGGCAGAGCCCCUGGGCUUCAGGCCCAUGACGCCGCAGCGCGGCCAGCGCAUCGGCGAGUCGCGGCUACCGGCACCACAGUGGGGACAGCAUCACGAGCAGAACGUACAGGGUCUGCCGGCGGCAGAGCUGGCACAGCAGAGCACAUCCAAGGUCCCGCCGUUCUGGGCUCCGUACCUCGAGCAGCGCGGGUACCCCUUCAGGCUCUGGGUCCAGGACGUGAUGCUGUGGUGCGCGGCGACGGAGCUGCAACAGCACCAGCGCGGCCCGGCAAUCGUCCAGCGGCUCGGCGGCACUGCGAGGGACCUCUGCCGCGAGGUGCCGGUCGAGGCCAUCGCUCACGGCAGGUUCGACCAGCUCGGCAACCUGGUCGAGGAUGGAGUGCAGAUGCUGAUCACCGGACUCAGGCGGCGCUUCGGCCCGCUUGACGUACAGUCAUCGAUCAGCACCAUCGUCGAGCUUCUCACAUUCCGCAGGCAGGAGCGGGAGAGCGUCGAUGACGCGAUCACGCGCUUCGAGGCUCUGCGCGCCCGAGUGGCGCAGCUGGACGACCCGUUCGUGCUGCCGACGCCGGUGCUCUCGCUGUUGUUUCUGGAGGCCCUGCAUGUGCCCAAGGCUGUGUACCCCCUGGUGCUGCAGUCCAACAGCGGCCAGCUGCCAUUGACGAUCGAUCAGCUGAACAGCGUGAUCGGGAUGGUGCGGCAGCAGGGCCACUUCGCGGAGCACACUCACGCAGGACCUCAGAACUUGGCUGAAGGGUACCGCGGCAAAGGAUAUCACGGUCAUCAUUGGUUCACGGGCGAGAAUGACAGCGGCGCAAACACCUGGAACGACACGGCCGCCUACAUGUAUGGUCAGAACGCAGCCAGCGCGGCAGGGAGCGCUGGAUCUGCACCGCAGCACUACGUGGUCCAGGACGACGAGGGCUACGAUUGUUGCGCCGUCUGCUCGAGCUACCUGCACGAGGACGAGCCCGGGGGCGAUGACUCGAUGACCGACGACGACGACUUGGACACUUCCCAGUUCACUCAGGAAGAACUGCAGGAGUAUUAUGGUGACUCCGAGGGCUGGGACUACGACACCCUGCUACAUGAGUACCUGUUCGCGAAGCGCAGGUUUCGCCACUUCGUCCAACUCAACAGCCGCCGCUCUCGUUUCCCGCGCAGCAACUGGUCUCUACGCAUGAACAGCGGCAAGGGCGGCAGCAGCUUUGGACGCGGGCGAGGCCACGGCAAGGGAUACCACUUCGGCGGAUCGGUGGUGAACCCAGGCUCACUGGCGGGAGGAAAAGGUAAGAAGAAGAAGGGCGGCAAGCACUACAUGGCUGGCACGCCCGGCGCCACCAAUCCCCGAGGCAGUGACGGCCGCACGAUGCGGUGUCACGAGUGCGACUCGGAGACUCACCUCGUGGCCGCCUGUCCCAAGCGUAAGGGCAAGGGCAAAGGCAAGCACUUCAUGUCCUGGAACACUGGCAGCGCCGCGACGGGGACGCAGCAGGCCGGGGCUCCUGCCGCCGACCCAACGUUGGCCGCCUAUGCGCCCGUGCCCGCGCAGCCGCGGACUGGAGCCUUGUCUGGAGUGCUGCACUGGUUCACUGAGGACGCCAGGACGCCCGGCCUGCAGAUCGACGAUCUUGACGAGGACACCUCCCGCGAGGCUCUGAGCUGGGAGACCCUUGACAUGCGCGACAACGUCGCGGAGCACGACAUACUGACGGAGAUCCAGGCCAGCAUGCUGGACCGAGCUGUGGAGGAGCAGCCUCCGGCGACAGUUGGGCGAUCAGCGGUCGUGACCAGCCCGACAUGGUUCCCAUGGUGGCGAGUGGAUCAGUUCGAGAACGCCAGCGGGGAGACCUACUUGGUUCGCACCCGCAUGAAGGACAGGAGUGGCGAGGCUCUGCUGGUGGACCCCGGGAGCCCAGGCAACCUUACUGGCGACGAGUGGGGCAACAGGAUGGCAGCGCGACAGCAGCAGGCAGGACGUCCACCGCCUGUCCGCACCCCACUUGACCGGGUGCUUGAGGUUGGUGGUGUGGGCUCAGGAUCUCAGCAGGCCACGCGCGCCCAUCGCUAUCAACUGGCGCUGCAGGGGGGACAAGCCGCGACCUACGAGGCGCCGGUGCCCCCGAACAGCAGCGUGCCGGCACUGCUCGGGCGAGCACCGCUGCGGGACCAGCGCAUACUGCUCGACUGCUUCAACAAUCGCAUGUACCGCAUCGGCCCGGGCGGCUACUCCCUGCAGCUGAGCCCAGGAUCAUCGCAGUACCAUCUGGAAGAGAGCCACGCCGACGGGAACAUCGGGGAGUUCGGGACCCACGAGGACGAUGGCAUUGGCGACUUCGACGACAUCAGAUCCGACAUCCUUACCUGCAGCAACCGCACCGACUACCGCAUCCACCAGGACGGCAAGCAGGAAGACAACUACGGCGACGUCAUCCGGGAAGUACAGGGGAGACCGCCAUCGGCAUGGGUGUUCGGCGACUUGCAGAACCUGUGCCAGAACGCGCUGCACGGAUGCGGAUAUGCGGCGGGUCGCAACUGUGAUGUUCACAGAUUCCUCGGGCAGGAGGAUAAGUGGGCGGAUUCCUUGCGCCACCAGCAGCCGGAGCUCGUUUGGAUCAGCCUGGCUCAGCCGGGCACGUCGCGAGGCACUCGCAACGACAAGCGAGCCAAGCGCUUCGAAUGUAAGAUCGCUCGAGCUCAACUUGAAGGGCAUCGCUGCUGCAUCGUCGAGGCGGACCAGGGCAGCGCGGCGUGGGACGUGCCCGACAUCCUGGAGCUGCUGGACGACAGGAGGUGGCACUCAGGUGAGCGACGUCGCCCUGGCCGAGUAUCAUUCGCGGACGACGUCGACGAGACCGGCUGCAAGGUGAGCGCGCUGACCGCGAGCUUUCCCACCGAGCAGAGGACGCGCGACAAGGCGCGCAAGGCAGCAGACCCGGAGCGCAAGGUGAAGAAGAGGCCACAGACAGUGGAGCAGGUCUUCGACGACUGCGGCUCCGAUUUCACGAAACUCUACGUAGCGAACGAAUACGAGCUGGACGAGGUGUGCUACGGCACCGAGCUCAGGGAGGACCAGCACAUCGAUGAGCAACCGUACAUCAUGAUGUCCGAGUUCUUUGGCAUGAUCGGCUCGGAGGCGCACCUGAACGAGAAAGACGAGCAGCAUAACUUCUUCAGCUCAGUCAAGGACAUGGACACACACAUGAACCUCUACUACGGCCACCUGCAGCGCGACGACGUCGCGGAGUUGUGCGGUGGCGCAUCUGGAACAACCCGGCUACUCGUGCGACGAGGACAUCGGGGCGGUCCCAACUUCGAUCUCAUUUGCGAUUGCAAUUUGAUGACGCACGAGGGCCAGAGGCAGUUUUGGGAAUAUCUGUAUCAUGGCAAGCCUCUUGUUUUACUCAUUAGCACGCCCUGUACGAGCUUGAAGGGGUUUUCGGCGCUCAACAAGGUCAUCAACUACGACGGUUGGCUUCGCAGUCGCAAGACAUCAGUGGGGCUGGCCCGCAUCGCCGCUGCAGCGGCGUGCACUCAGAUGGACGCCGGACGCCACUUUGUGUCGGAGCAGCCGUUGGGCAGCGACUUCUACAAGCUCGACGACUGGCAAUUCAUCGCCAACAACUACGCGCUGGCGUGGUGCCAAGUCGACCAGUGCAUGGCCGGCAAGAUCGGGCGGCGAACGGGACUACCGAUCAAGAAGUCCUCUGAGUUCUGGGCUUCGGACGAGCGCCUGCUCGCCGGACUCAGGAAGUUUCGCUGCGACGGCCAGCGCGAUCACGCUUUGCUGGCCCAUGGUGGCCGAGGACCCCAUCCAGAGCGUGACAAAUGGCGACUAGAGAACCCCAAGGAUCACGCGGAGUGGGCGAUUGGCAUCUGCCGGGAGCUGGCGGCGAGCAUCUCCCAGAUGGUGGAGCGCGUGAGUGCCCGGCUUGCCGGAGUGGUCGCGCGGCCUCAGACACACGACAUGCCCGAAUACCUGGAGAAUGCCGAGCAGACAGUGUUCUCCCAAGAGCAGUUGGACCUCGAGAGCUACGACCGAGACAACCACCAGCCUCCGAGGAGCCGACUGCGAACCAGGCACCGAGCGCCGCGCGAGCCGACGCGCCAGAUGCCGAACCUGAACCGCCACUGCCUCCACCUGUGCCUGCGGAGCGUCGACCUCGAGUGGCUCGAGCGACGGCGGCGGCACGGCGACUGCGAUCGCGUCUGCCAGCAGCUGGAGAGGCGGAGCCGGACGAGACAUCAGGCGGCGCCUCGGGAUCGGCGGACGCCAUCGUUGAGGCACCCGUCGCGGAGCAGCCGGCUGCGGCCCCAGCCGCGCCAGCCCGAGGCGUGGAUGCGGGGACGCAGGCUCGAGGAAGUGACGAGCCAGGCUGGGCCGCGUUUGACCUCGGGCACGCGCUUCGACUGCUGCACAGCCCACGCCAGGAAGUCGUUCGGCGCCAGAUUCGACGACUUCAUGUUCGAUUUUGGCACGCUCCAGCAGCUCGCCUCAAGCAUGACGAUCUCUCGGCUCGCGACGGGUUUCAACGAGAUGGUGCAGUGGGACAUCCUCUACAUCGGCGAACAGAUGGGAUGGCUACGCCCUCAUGGCCCCAUGAAGCUGCUGAUUGCUGACAUCGAGGGCGGUCUCCAUGGCGAGGAGGCGUACCAGUGGCUGGACCGCUGGGGCAUUGAGAUGAAGGCCAAAGAGGAGGGCUCGCACGCGCAGCUGGUGGAACGCCAUCACGACCUAGUGCGCAAGAUCAUACACCGCGUGCAGGCCCAGCUUGCGGAAGAAGGCAUUGCGAUGCCGUUGGAGAUCGUGAUCAUGGAGUGUGCCCUCAUCAAGAGCCUCCUCAUCACCGUGGCUGGCUACAGCCCUUACCAGGCGGUGCACGGCCGACUUCCGCCCCUGCUCGCCGAGUUCGAGCCGGUGAGCGACUGCCAGAUCGACGACCAAUCGGCUGGCAUUCCAGGGAUCUCCCGACACCAUCAUCGGCUCCGCGAAGUCGCAAUACAAGCCAUGGUGGAGAUGACCGCGAAGGACAGGCUGAGGCGCGCACUUCGAUCCAAGACGCGCGCCCCGCACGAGGCGCUGCAGCUGGUGGUCGGCGACCAGGUUGACUUCCACCGGCCGCCGAGCACGAAGGAGGAGUCGGGAUGGCGCGGCCCGGCGACCUUGCUGCAGGUCGGACCUCCAGUGCUCAUUCGAUGGCAGGGCCGAGUAUUUCAAGUGCGACCUCAGGACCUUCGGCGAAGCCUCGUUUACUUCGUGAUGUUCACGAAUAACAUCUUCUUCGAGGCAGGAUCGCGCGACCCGGUGGCCACCAUCAUGAGCUACGCGGACCAGCUGGACAGCAAGGUCGUGCGCGUCGGGUGGCUCUUCGACGCCGGGUGGAAGCGGACCGCGGACAGCCAGAAGCUCAGCGAGUUGGUCCUGGCGGUGUUGCACGUUGCCGCCAGUGGCUUCUACCUGGUGGGGUGCAUCGGCGCGCGAGUGGGCAAUGGCGUGUCCGUGCUCGAAGGAAUGGUCGGAUGCGACCACAGCUUCCUGUGGUGGUGGCGGCGCGGACGCCCAGAGCUGUCCUGGUACCACGAGGCGUCGGGAUCUGCCCGACUGAAGUUGGCUCCGAUAUUUGGCAAGGAACACUGGCGGGACGUCAGCUUCGUGCAGUUCAUCAUGACGGAGCCGCCGGAGCUUCAGGAGGAAGACUUCGACAUGACCUGGCAGGACAAGCCGGCGGGGGAGCUCGAGAGAGAUCGCGCUCACGUGAUGGCCCGGACCGUGAUCAUGGAGCCCGAGGGCGACGACGGCGAUUCGGAUAGCGACGCGACCCAGGAGUACUUGUUCGCGAGCUGGCAGCACCUGAAGGAGCAGGCCGCUCUGCCUGCUAUUGACACCGAGUGCGCUCAGAGCGACUUCUUCUUCGCAGCCCCUGACGCAGAUCACGUGUCGGAGGCAGUAGAGGAUGAUUCUUCGAAUUCCCGACCCGACUGCGUCGAGAUCGGCAUAGGUGCGCCGCUCAUGUACUGGGUGCACCCUGAGGUGGAGCACAUACGACGACCUGGGUCAGGGGAGAUCUACAUCCUGCGCGUCUACAACACGGGCAAGCGCGAGACUGUCGUCGAGCGUGAGAUGAACGUGCUCACGCUGGAAGAGGCCCGAGCUCACGAAGUUGAAGUACGUCAGGCCAUGAAGGACCAGGCGACUAACAUCAUCGACUCGCGCUGGGUGCUCAAGUGGAAGGAGAUCGACGGCAAGAAGCAGGUGCGCGCGAGGCUCACGGUGAGAGGCUUCAAGGACAUGCAGUCACCGGAGCUGUCCACUUUUGCGGGUACUACGACACGAUGGGGACAACGACUGGUGAAUCAGGUGACUGCACAGCGCAAGUGGCGAUUAUUCUCAGCGGACAUCAGCCAGGCGUUCUUGCGCGGUCUCACCUUCGAGCAGGUCGCCGCCAUGGACGGCGAGGUCAAGCGGAAGGUACAGUUCACGACGCCGCCGGGAUCGAUCCCAGUCCUCCGGCAGCUGGAGGGCUACGAGGACUACAACCCUGUGACAGAGGUGUUGUUGCUCCUGCGCUGCGGCUUCGGUCUGAAGGACGCGCCGAGGCUGUGGCAGGUCAUGUCGAAGCAAGUGCUGGAGAAGACAGGAGGCAAGGCGCUCAUCAGCGACCCGCAGAUCUACGUGUACCACGACGCGAAGGUCCAGCUGCAGAUGAUCAUGUCCUCGCACGUGGACGACCUCAAGGGCGGCGGCGAGGACUACCUGCGGGAGAAGGUACUGAGCAUGAUCGAGAGCGAGUUUGGGAAGUUGAAGCGCCAGUACGACUGCUUUGAGUGCAUUGGCAUCAUGCACGAGCAGGACGCUGUGACCAAGGCCAUCUGGACGCAUCAGCAGCACUACGUUCAGCAGCUGCGACCGCUCCAGGAAGACCAGUAUGUGAUGGAGAACGAGGAUGGCCAGGUGAGCGUGGAGACCCACGCGGCGUACAUGUCGCUGCUCGGGGGGAUCGCAUGGAUGACGCAGACGAUGGCGCCCAUUGCAGUGUACGUCAGCUAUCUCCAGCGGCAGGCCAAGAAGCCGUCGGUCGGAGACAUCCGGAAGAUCAACAGGCUGCUGAAGUGGAUCAUGGUGAACUCGAAUCAGCUCGGAGUUCGGUUCAUCGAGUUGGACAUGACACGAGUGCGGUUGGCCGUCGUCAGCGACUCAGCCUUCCACGCCAUGGAGAUCGUGAUGCUUGACUGGUACAGCAGAAAGCAGAACAACGUAGUCAGGUCCACCUACGCCGCCGAGCUCAUGGCGUUGUUGGACGCACUCGGCACCGGCACCCUUAUGAAUGUGGCAUUGACCGAGAUCAGUGAAGGAGUAUGCACGGCGAACCAGAUGCGAGUGCGGCAGGAGGCCGGCGACCUAGUAUUGAAGAUGAUCGCGGCCAUCGACGCGGAGGCAGUGUUCGACGCCGUCUCCGCCGCCACCAUCAAGGUGACCACGGACAAGCGUAUGUUCGUGCCGACGCUCGCAGUGCGUGAGCAGAUCGACCGCCUCCAGCUGUCACAGCUCAGCUGGAUCGACACUGUGGACAUGCUGGCGGACGGGCUGACGAAGGGCGAGCUCGACCGGGCGGCCCUCGUGAAGCUGGGCUUCAGCAGUGAGUGGCGCUUGAGCGGGCUGCAGCCAGUGGCCUUCUCAGUGCGCAGUGUGCUGGAGUGCCGCGCAGAGCGCUCGAAUUCCC
Molecule: messenger RNA, 7771 nt
Organism: Prorocentrum cordatum
Lineage: Eukaryota; Dinophyceae; Prorocentrales; Prorocentraceae
Source: the annotation of a GenBank genome assembly